Messenger RNA from Diospyros lotus (date-plum), 1011 nucleotides. RefSeq names its product putative UPF0481 protein At3g02645. The transcript has a single exon. The record is from RefSeq and is a predicted model, not a curated record. Lineage: Eukaryota; Viridiplantae; Streptophyta; Magnoliopsida; Ericales; Ebenaceae. Bases 1 to 1011 code for a protein of 336 amino acids.
AUGCAGCGCCACAAAUUCGCCGCCGCCAAACGAACCCAGAAACAGCAUCCUCAGGAUUUCAAAUUCCAGCAUUUUGUAGAUGAGUUGGCCAAGCUCGAGCCCCGAAUCAGACGUUGCUACCACAAGUACUUGGAUUUUAACGGCGAGACCUUGGCCUGGAUGAUGGCCGUCGACGCCGCCUUCUCGCUGGAAUUCAUUCAAACUCCUGUCGGAAGAAAGUCGGCGCACGAGGCCAUUCUCUGGGAUUUGGUGAUGCUCGAGAAUCAAAUUCCCAUGUUUUUACUCACAAAGUUGUUGAAGUUUUUGCAGCUUUCGCCGGCGCCUGAAUCGGCCGACAAGAAGCUUUUUUCCAUGUUGAUGGGAUUAUGUAAAGAGAUUUCGCUGUUUAAGACGGUUGAAAAAUUCCCAAAUUCCAAACUUGGGCAAUGCCCGCACUUACUGGACUUUUUGUACCACGCUAUCGUGCCCAAAUUACACAAGCCGCCAUCUGAGAUCUGUAUUGAAGUUGAUGAUCAACAACGUGAAGCCAAAGAGAGCAGAAAAGAGGAAGAAGGCAGCCAAUCUUUCGGGAAUUCAAAUCAUGUUAAACAACUGCUUGAUGAACUCUGGAAAAUGAUCCAGGAAUCAAGUCCAGGCCAACUAUAUGGAAUCAAAAGACUACUUCGUUCCGAGCUGGUUGAGGUUACAUUGAAACUUCCAUGGACGGUAAUCUCAAAUCUUCCCGGAUUCAGUCUCUUGAAACCGCCAUUGGAGUACUUAUUCUUCUCCCAGAACACCAAACAAACCAACCAAGAAACCCAGACCUCAAUCUCCGAUGCCAACGUUGGCAAGCCGCCGUUGUUAGAGGAGAUCGCCAUCCCUUCUGUCACAGAGCUGUCCAGCGCCGGCGUCCGGUUCUCCCCCACGAACGGCUCCGUCAUGUCCAUGGCCUUCAACGCGCCGCUUCGGCCACGCUCUACCUCCCCGCCGUCCGGGUGGAGGCCAACACGAAGGCCACUCUCAGAAACCUAG